GUGCGGCUGCUCCUGCUGAUUUUUCAAGAAACGAAGCAUGGCAUCUACCUAACGUUCCGAGGCUUCCAUCUGCUGGCGCCGAAUCCCCAAGUGUGGACCGCCGGAACAAGAAAGAAACGCUACAAGGCAAAAGACCCACAACGCAAAAUCGGGUCUUUCUCCUCUUCUUGCUCCCUCUCGUCUUCCGAAUUCGAUACCCAGUAGACUUGCGGUGCCACCCUUUAUCGGUAGUGAUUCGCUCUGCUUGCCGGCCGAUGGAGAUGGUGCAGCUGAAGCUCGCGGUUCUGGCGCUUUGCCUGCUUCUGCCUUUCAAUCGAGCCACCGACGUCAGCUACUGCGAUAAGAAGACGGAGUAUGCUGUUAAGGUCUCUGGAGUGGAGAUAUCGCCCUCUCCGGUGGCGAGAGGCCAGCCGGCCACCUUCAGCAUUGCCGCUACCACAGGCGAAGCAAUCGAUGGAGGGAAAUUGGUGAUCGAUGUCUCAUACUUUGGAUGGCACAUUCAUAGUGAGACCCAUGACCUUUGUUCAGAGACAUCUUGCCCUGUAACAGAGGGAGAUUUUGUUGUGGCUCACUCACAAGUUUUGCCUGGAUUUACCCCGCCUGGUUCUUAUUCCCUCAAGAUGAAGAUGUAUGACGCGAAUCAGCAAGAGCUCACCUGCAUUGCCUUUGAUUUCAACAUCGCGUUCGCUUCAUCUGUAGCCGAAAGCUAAAUGCCGUGGAAAGUGGUUAAGUCUCCUUAUGAGUGUUAUCGUACCAGUGUACAAAAGAGAGUUUCUUUAAGAGUUUGUUAUUCCUAGCCUAUUUCAAUGUUGAAUAAUUCGAUGUGCGUCUUGUAACUCUGUCGUGUUCCGGAGAUUCUUAAAUUAUCACUUACGCUUGUUCAUGCA
Messenger RNA from Syzygium oleosum, 887 nucleotides. RefSeq lists its product as uncharacterized. NCBI's taxonomy places the organism in Eukaryota, Viridiplantae, Streptophyta, Magnoliopsida, Myrtales, Myrtaceae. Bases 255 to 710 code for a protein of 151 amino acids. Gene Ontology annotation, biological process: intracellular sterol transport. The transcript is spliced from 4 exons. Gene Ontology annotation, molecular function: sterol binding. The record is from RefSeq and is a predicted model, not a curated record.